AUGGAUCUCUUUUGUGAAGAUAUAGAAAACGAACGUUUGCACUUUCCUAACUUAAAUACUGUUUUUGAUGACGCUGAAGAUAAUAAUGAUAUUGACCUCAAUCAGUUCAUUAAUUUUAUAAAGAAACUUAAAUCUGAAUUUGAAGAUAGAUUUACUGAUUUCAAAAAAAUUGAGAAUGUAGUGCAAAUUUUGAAUAAUUGUUUUUAUUUACAUCCCAACGGCUUAUGGAGUAGUGAAGCCACAAGCGUUUUUGGCUCCAAUAUAAAGUUGCCCUACAGAUGGAGAUAA
Messenger RNA from Macrosiphum euphorbiae (potato aphid), 288 nucleotides. Lineage: Eukaryota; Metazoa; Arthropoda; Insecta; Hemiptera; Aphididae. The record is from the annotation of a GenBank genome assembly.